UGUGUAUAUCUGGGUAUUCUGGCGCGGUAAAGAGCUGGUCUGUUUGGCUGGACCUUCCCAUCUGGGUUCCAUCUGUGUUUCCCUGGAAUCGGACAGGCAGCUCUAGUCAGUGAGAAAUCGCAGAUGUGAGAGAGCUGACACAUGUCCAGCUAAUGAAAGGAGGAAGGCUGGUCUGAGGCUGUGCUCGAAGAUUAAGAGCAGAAAAAGAAGAGCAUUUUAUUUAUAUGUCAAAGAAAUUAGGAGUAUUCUACAAUAGCUGGAUUGUUGUAGCCUCCUGGGUAUUUUGGUUGCUAGCGAGAAGAGGGUGCCAGUGAUGCCUGGGUCGCCCGUGGAAGUGAAGAUACAGUCAAGAUCUUCUCCUCCAAGCAUGCCCCCGCUGCCACCAGUGAAUCCAGGCGGACCUCGGCCAGUGUCCUUCACCCCUACAGCAUUGCCCAAUGGGAUGAACCAUUCUCCCCCCACGCUGAACGGGGCACCCUCUCCACCCCAGCGCUUCAGCAACGGUCCUGCCUCCUCAUCUUCGUCCUCACUGACCAAUCAGCAACUCCCAGCAACCUGUGGGGCCCGGCAGCUCAGCAAACUCAAGCGCUUCCUUACCACUCUGCAGCAGUUCGGCAACGAUAUUUCACCAGAGAUCGGGGAGAAGGUCCGGACCCUCGUCCUAGCACUAGUGAACUCGACGGUGACGAUUGAGGAAUUUCACUGCAAGCUCCAAGAGGCCACCAACUUCCCUCUUCGCCCCUUUGUGAUUCCAUUUCUGAAGGCCAACCUUCCUUUGCUGCAGCGGGAGCUGCUGCACUGCGCCCGGGCUGCCAAGCAGACGCCGUCCCAGUACCUCGCCCAGCACGAGCACAUCUUGCUGAACACAAACACCGCGUCCCCGGCCGACUCCUCGGAGCUGCUGCUGGAGGGGAACGGGACUGGGAAGAGACAGAGCCCGGACAGAAGAGAAGAGACUAGUUUUGAGAGAGACCCCCUCCCGUCGGAGCCGCCGGCCAAGCGAGUGUGCACCAUUAGUCCAGCCCCGCGGCACAGCCCUGCCCUGGCUCUACCCCUCAUGAAUCCCGCGGGGCAGUUCCAUCCGACCCCCCCGCCCCUCCAGCACUACACCUUGGAGGACAUCACCACGACCCAGCUGUACAGAGACCCCGGCAAGCUCCUGGAGCAGAGGGAGAUGUGCGACAGACAUCGCAAUCUCAGUUUGAAUGGAGGCUACCAGGAUGAGCUGGUGGACCAUCGCUUAACAGAGAGGGAGUGGGCUGAGGAGUGGAAGCAUCUCGAUCACGCCUUGAACUGCAUUAUGGAAAUGGUGGAGAAGACGCGGCGCUCGAUGGCUGUCCUGCGGCGCUGUCAGGAGGCCGACCGGGAAGAGCUCAACUACUGGAAGAGGCGGUGCAGCGAGAGCACAGAGGCGAGAAAGGGAGGGAGCGAAUUCAUCUCGAGGCAGCACAGUCCCGGGAGCUCGGACUCCAUUAGUAGCGAUUCCCAACGGGACUUCAGCAGCAGGUCAGGGGCAGGCUACGUUACUGAAGAGAUAUGGAAAAAAGCUGAAGAAGCCGUGAAUGAGGUGAAGCGCCAGGCCAUGUCUGAGGUGCAGAAAGCUGUGGCGGAGGCAGAGCAGAAGGCAUUUGAAAUGAUUGCGUCGGAGAGGGCCCGCAUGGAACAAACCAUUGCAGAUGCGAAGCGCCAGGCUACUGAGGAUGCCUUCCUAGUCAUUAAUGAGCAGGAGGAGUCUACAGAGAGCUGCUGGAACUGCGGUCGCAAAGCCAGUGAGACGUGCAGUGGGUGCAACAUUGCCCGCUACUGUGGCUCUUUCUGCCAGCACAAAGACUGGGAGAGGCAUCAUCGGAUCUGCGGACAGGGAAUACACAGCCAAGCCAAGCCAACCGGGCGAUUGGCAGCAGCCACUGCCAAGCCAGCUGAUGGGGUUCCAAGUCCUGCCCUAGAGAAGACCUCUGCAACGACCUCCCGAUCCUCUACCCCAGCUUCCGUGGCAGCAAUAGACACUAAUGGACUCUAAAUCUUCCAUUCCCUUCAGUCUGUUUUAUACCUUGUCCUGUUUUCACACACUUCUGCUCCACGGAGUGUUGUCAAGACGCCACUGGCCACGCCAGAGCCCUAAUGCUUCAGCUGCUGUCUGUGGGGCUUGGUCUGUUUUGUUAUAAUCCAUCAGCAGUGCUUAGGGACCAAGGCCAGCCUAGCCCGUGGGACCGCAACGCCCCUCAUUGUGAAGUCUUGGCACCUGAAAGCACAUCACUUCGACCGAGAGGACUGUGGCCGCCUCCUCUUGGUCUUAACUGAACUUCCUUGGGAAGGCACUCCCAUGUCCUGACUUGGCAUGCAGGAGCACCCGGACAACCAGCACGCCGUAUCCAGGGAUAAAGUGUGGUGAUCUCCUUUCUGCUGGCUGGCUGGGCCGCCGGCGCAGCCUCCCCAUGCAACUUGCUGCCCCUCCUCUUUCACCAGAUGCAUACUUUGCAUCUGCCCAGAUGGCUUUACACCUGCUAACUCUGCAAGGAACUGCCCGCCUGAGCAAAUCUUCCACCCAGGGAGAACUUCUCACAAUAGGAAAUCCAGGUUUUUGGUCACAGAUUUCUGCUUUUCCCCAGGCCUGAGCUCGCAUGGACUGGAGGGGAUGGGCAUUCCCUGGAGAGGAGAACUCUGCACUGUAGAGGAGGGAAGCCAGACACGUCUCCGGGCCGAGAGGAAACAGCUGAUCUUUGUUAUAUGGCCCAUUUGUUCAUCCUGUUCUCUAACCGGACAGUCCGUUGUUCAUCAGUCAGCUCAGUUUGGAGCCCCCGUUCUCCGUGUUUGCUGAUUAUUUCAGACCAAAUCUUGACUUGUCAUUGUGCCUCCUGGCUGGAUUGGGUUACUUUCCUGUGCAGAAAAGAUCUUCCCACUGCAUGGAAGCUGCUAGUUUUAGACUUGGCUUAAUUUCCACUCUGAGUAUCCACGCGAUUACAGGGGAUCGUUCGCAGCCGAUUCAAAGGAAAGUCUCCGCGGUUUGCAGCGUGUUAAUUUAUGUCUAACUGGGAUGACUAGAGCUCUGGCAUGGGCUUUGCUCUCGGCUGCAGUCCAGGCAGAGCUGUGCAGCCCAAGGAAUACCCCUGCUUGCACUGCACUAGAGUGUUUUAAACCGGUGAACGUCGUCCUGCCCGUCACUCAAAGCCUGCUCUCGAGAGGGCUGCCCAGUAGGGUGCCAUCUCAGGAUCUGGUCCGGAGGGAAGGUUGGCUCGGUGCACACAGUUUACCUAGAACUCCUGAGCCCUGUGAGAGCUUGUUACGUGUGCAGCUACUGCAACAGGAAUCGGAGCAUGUUCAUGAGUAAGGCCUAGCGUAUCCAUCUCCUUUGGGGUUUUAUUUCGCAGAGGCGGCUGCUGCUGUUCUGUGACUUAUGGGUUGGCGCCAAGCAAGGCAAACGAUUCCCAGAUUGUUUGGUCCCUUUGUAGAAGGGAAGCUGGCAAUGGAGAUGGAAUUCAGUGUCUCUUAGGCUCGCAACAGCGACGGGCUUGCAGAUGGCUGGUGGUGAUCUAGCAGGUAGCGAGCAGGCUGGCCGCUGUGCUCCCUAGGGAGUGUCGUUUGGAGCCUGCAGCCUCCAGGAAUGAAGUGCUUAAUUCACAUCUCAAAUCUCUCAGCUCGCAGGCGCAAAACUCCCCAUGGCUGAAAUUCCAUGGUAAGAGCCUCUUGUUUUUAUCCCGGGAGAGAUGGUCAGUGCCACAGUUCACAGCAUGGACUCGGAUACGGCGUGCAGGUAGAUGAUACGGAUGUUAAAUUUUAGUUAAUCAGCUAAUUGAGUAGUCGAUGGAAUUUCCAUCGACUACUCGAUCAGUCGAUUGGAGGGGGCACUUGCUAUCCCGGCUGCGCCUCUGCCCUUUAAAUGUAAUAAGAGUCCCACACCUCUGCUCAUGCCAUUUCCCCCACUGUGCCUCUGUUUCCCCUAUCCCCCACAGAGACAGUAUUGGGGGAAACUGGCUUUUAAGCCUACUCCCACCAGCUCCUGCUCCCUCCCCCCCAUUGCUGCCUCUGAUACAAGGGGGGAGCAACUAGUCGAGUAGUGACUCGACUACCUGAUAAGGCUCAUCAGGUAGUCAACUGGUCGCUUACAUCUCUUGUAGAUGAAAGAGCUACUUCUCCAGUACAAACUCUGCUGCUUCUUAGCUGUACACAAAUCCGGAUUGCAGGGUGCAGGGAUAAUUGCUGGCGAUGUUCCUUCCUCGUCUGAAGUCCUUCCCUAUGGAUGUGGGCAUACCUACCUGAAGCACAAGCUGGGGCCGUGUCUGGGGAGGAGGCUGUUCAGUAGCCGUCUGUAUCCACCUCCGAGAACAGCUGAUGCCUCCCAGACAACGGAAACCUAUUUGCAAACAGUUCUUAUUCUAAGGAAGGUUCUCAUCUCUGUUUCCUUCAUCUCCUGUGGCUGUUCAGUGUAUUUCUGCUGAAACCGCACCUCUAGUGUGAAAUCCCUACAAAGUCCCUUUCUGCUUUUAACCGAUCGGACCUUUCCAGUGAUGAUCCAGUAUUCCUCAACGUUGAGCUGGGUUCAUAAAGAACAGAGAAGCUGCAGAGUAUGUAGUUUUCAUGAAACUACCCUGCAUAACAGAGGGCUGGAUUCUGCGCUCCUUGUUCAGUCAGCGCACCCAAUGAGAGGGUUGAUUAAGGACCCUUUUGCUACAGUGCUAAUCCUGAAAACUUUUACCAUGGCCUCCAGUAACUACAUAACAUUGCCUCAGAAGUUUGGCGAGUCCACUGUAUUUUGCUACAAGUACUGAUGCGUUAGUUGACUAAGGCCAGUCACUGUAAGAUCAGACCCCAAAAAAGACAAGAACAAUACCGUGCUAUAAGGAAUUGUUUGUAAAUAGUCUUCCAUCGUUUUCAUGCAGCUUUGAUGGCUCCUUAUGUAUUAAAGUAAAAAUUAACCCCAGUGUAAAUAAAUCAAAUACUAACAGUCAUGAUUAGAAUGAUUUUUUUUAAACAUGGAAUGAUAAAUGUGAAAUUCUGGUAUGGGAAGACUUGUUGGAUUGAGUUUUCUAUAUUUUGUCAUUUAAUUCUGUAAUAGGAAUUUGUUAAUUCCUGGGCAUAACUUAUUUAAUGUACUGUAUAAAGGAACCCGAACUGUUACAGAUGUAUUUAGUUUGUUCUACUCAAAGUAGUCAAUAAAAAGACUAUAUUCAUCUUA
Molecule: messenger RNA, 5173 nt
Organism: Pelodiscus sinensis (Chinese soft-shelled turtle)
Lineage: Eukaryota; Metazoa; Chordata; Testudines; Trionychidae
Gene: CBFA2T2
Product: CBFA2/RUNX1 partner transcriptional co-repressor 2
Biological process (GO): negative regulation of DNA-templated transcription; DNA-templated transcription
Cellular component (GO): nucleus
Molecular function (GO): transcription corepressor activity
Source: RefSeq, a predicted model, not a curated record